This is a messenger RNA of Monomorium pharaonis (pharaoh ant), 408 nucleotides long. Its product is annotated as integumentary mucin C.1-like. The coding region runs from base 1 to 408 and encodes 135 amino acids. Lineage: Eukaryota; Metazoa; Arthropoda; Insecta; Hymenoptera; Formicidae. The transcript has a single exon. The record is from RefSeq and is a predicted model, not a curated record.
AUGAACUCGGGGGGGGUGGCGGCCAUAGCCGCUACGUCGUCGUGGCCGCCGCCACCGCCGCUACGCUGUGUACUACGUUCUCCGCUAGUGUUAUCGCUACCACCACCAUCACCAUCACCACCACCACCGCGCUACUACCCUCAUUCUACUAGGCCACUACUACCACUUUUACACAUCGCCACCGCCAUCGCCACCACCACCACUACCACCACCAUCAUCACCAUCACUACUACUACCACCACCACCACCAUCGCCACCACCCCCACACCCGGUACUGCCGCCCUCGGUGCACCAACGUCGGUUACGUGUCCUACCACAAACCAGGUACCGGCACCGGCAUCGCCACCGUCGGCCGCGGCGUGCCGAGCAUCGCGUUCCUGGCGUUCUUACGCGAGAAGCCUCGGAUAG